AGAAGAAGAAAAGGGCAAGGCAGGCAGGGUGGAGGUGGUGGUGGGAGGCGAGCGGUUGGGGUGGGGUGGGCGGUGGCAGCGCAAACAAGCAAGCCUUCCAAUUAACCUCUCAUCCGCUUCCCCUCCUCCUCCCGAUUCCCAAAUCCCGCAGCUCCAAUUCCAAGCCCCGAUUCUUCUCCGAUUCCGUUGGUACCCUCGCGUACGGGCUUGGCGGCAUGCGGCGCGGCGGCGCGGGGGCGGAGGGUGACGUGGAGGCGCGGUUCCGCGGGGUGCGGAAGCGGCCGUGGGGCCGGUUCGCGGCGGAGAUCCGCGACCCGGCGAAGAAGGCGCGCGUCUGGCUCGGCACCUUCGACUCCGCCGAGGACGCCGCGCGCGCCUACGACGCCGCAGCGCGGGCGCUGCGGGGGCCCAAGGCCAAGACCAACUUCUCGCUCCCCGUUGCUCAUCACCACCACCACGUGCCUGCCGCAUACACGCCCUACACCUCCGCCGCUGCCGCCGCCACCAGGGUCCCGACGCCGGCGGCUGCGGUCGCCGCCGCUAGGCCGGCGAGCAGCAGCCUCAGCUCCACCGUGGAGUCCUUCGGCGGCGCGCGCCCGCGGCCCGUACUCCCGCCGCGCCCGCCGCCGCCCCCGAUCCCCGACGGGGACUGCCGCAGCGACUGCGGGUCCUCGGCCUCCGUUGUGGAUGACGACUGCACGGACGCGGCUGCCUCGCCGUCCUGCCGACUCCUGCGCCCGUUCGACCUCAACCUGCCCCCUGGCUGCGGCGUUGGGUGUUACGGCGACGAGGAGGACGAGCUGAGGCUCACGGCGCUGCGGCUGUGAAGUCCAACUCAAGCCUGUGCUUAGAGAAAGAGGAAAAGGAGAAAAAUAUUUGCUUCAUCCCUUCUCUCGUAGCCGACACGAACCCCCUCCAAAACUACGUUGUUCUUGUUGUUGUUUACUUGAUCUGAUGAUGAUUACUAUGCCCUGAUCUACGUAUCUGCAUGCUUGCCUGCUUGUUUCCGGCGAUUGAGGAUUGUCGCCAAAUCUCUUGGCAGCUGGUUGUGCUGUAAUAUAGCAACAUUUUACUUCCUUCCUCUUGUGAGGAAAGAGACAGCUAAAGUAACUUAUUUUUAUCUUUA
This is a messenger RNA of Phragmites australis (common reed), 1126 nucleotides long. Its product is annotated as ethylene-responsive transcription factor 3-like. Gene Ontology annotation, molecular function: DNA binding; DNA-binding transcription factor activity. Lineage: Eukaryota; Viridiplantae; Streptophyta; Magnoliopsida; Poales; Poaceae. Gene Ontology annotation, biological process: regulation of DNA-templated transcription. The record is from RefSeq and is a predicted model, not a curated record. The transcript has a single exon. The coding region runs from base 216 to 827 and encodes 203 amino acids.